Messenger RNA from Orbilia oligospora ATCC 24927, 2823 nucleotides. RefSeq lists its product as uncharacterized. The coding region runs from base 1 to 2823 and encodes 940 amino acids. Gene Ontology annotation, molecular function: protein binding. Lineage: Eukaryota; Fungi; Ascomycota; Orbiliomycetes; Orbiliales; Orbiliaceae. The transcript has 2 exons. The record is from RefSeq and is a predicted model, not a curated record.
AUGGUGGUUCCCUCAAAAUUGCAUACGACCGCAGAGCUCUUGUUACGAUACUUUGAACAGCCAAUUCACUUCGCGUCGCAUAACGGGCUGCAUAUAAUUCUCGAAUACUUACUAGCACCGCGUUCAAGCCGACCUAAAUCCGCCGCCCCACAUUCAGAACGCGAACAAGAGACUUCUCAAUAUUUCAGUGCAAAGUAUAAAACAAUUUGCAUGUUUUAUGAAGCGUGGGAGCAGACUCUUAAGCACUGUGAGGACCGGGGAAGCUCCGUCCUCCCUCAGCUUUUAUUUGCAGAAGGCUAUGAGCUCUUGAGCAUCGUGUCCCAAAAAACACGAUCUUCACGUCCGGCAAAAUGGGAAAGCUUUCUUGUGGAAGAUGUACUCUUCCAGUGGGACACUAAUUACCGUGCUGCUUGGUUUACUUUACAGGCAGCAAGGCAGGACCAAUUCGCGGAUUUUGCCAGCCUUUUAACGGAUGCUGACAAAGAAGCUAUGGCGGAGUUGCUAAAAAACCACGACCACGAUACUGGAAAACUUGAAGCCGAAUGUAUAAAAAUCCUGAGCGAGAAAAAGAACGAAGUAACGACCGCCUGUCCUCUAUAUAACGUACCUGAUGGGCUUUACCGAGUCCCCCUACACAUUGGGGUUUUGAAUGCAAGGGUCCGCAAAUACUUGAUCAAUUGUGGCGCCGACAUUAAUACUAUAGUUGACAAAGAAUAUUCGGCCACUCUUCUACUUCAACUUUUACAUGCCCUUAGUUUCGCUGAAGAUAGACAAACCCAUCGAGACGUUUACCUCCAGGGAGUUCGGGGCCUUUUAACCGAGGGAGCAGAUUUAGAGAGAAGAGGAAGUUACAAGGGCGCCAGCGCUCUACACUACGCCGCGGCAAUUCACGAUCUAAGUCUGUUUCGGCAGAUUGCCCAGUUAAAAACGUGGGAUAUCCUUGCUUUCGACCAAAGCGAAAGGACUCCAAUGCAUUAUCUAUUCAUGUUCCGACCUCCCGAUUCGAAAAUUGAAGAAGUUUCCGAAAUCUUUAAAACAUUAAUUCGGUUAGGCCCGGAUACCUCGAAGGUAAUUAAUGCGCAGGAUGCGUAUAGUCAAGGCCCACUGUCUCUGGCUAUGAAGACUGGGUUCAUCGAGGGUAUUCGAUGGCUUGCAGAUCUGAAAGUUGACAUCCACGACGAGGACAGACAAGGACAGAACUGCCUCCAUCAUAUGUAUAACAUCUACGACGAUGAAAAAUAUGUAAAUUCAAUAGUUCGUCUGUUAGCGGAGGAUCUGGGCACUGACUGGAGGAAACGCGACAACGGAGGACGAACACCCUUAUACCUUGCGAUCGAGUAUUGUAAUACCACUGUUGCACUUGCUUUCCUUGAUCUUUAUGAUAGGCUAGGGCCUAUUAUAUCGUGUGACGACGACCUCAUCUGCUAUAACAGUGAUGAAAAUUACAGUAUCCUCCACUAUCUGGCCUUAAUUCCAGAUUCGUAUAGGAUAAUUGACAGGGUUCUCAAGUUGGCAGGGGGCAAAAUGGAUGUUUACCAUCGGCCGAAUGGCACAGGAUCGCGCCCUUUGGAGUUUGCGAUUAAGGAAAAUAUCAAUAUAGACGUCGCCCAGCGUAUACUCGAAUCGGGCUCGUACACCUGUGGCACAGAACAGUCUGGAUGGAACGAAGUAGACAUAUGUUGCCAGGAGAUCAUGAAACACGACCCAAACGACGCCAAGGGUGCCGAAUCUAUGAAAAACCUCAAAUUCAUACUGCAGCUUUUUUUCCGACACUGUCCACGGGAUGCUAUAACUGCCCUUGGAUACCCGAUAUUCCACUCAAAGAACCCAUUCCUGAACGAGGAUGAGCAAGAGGAUAUGAUAUCGCAGUUGGAUGUUCUGCUUACCGAUGCUCAUGGCUGGACAGUCGCAGCUAUUUUGCACGCAAUGGGCAACGGUAGGUUCAAGGAUUUACCGAUAGAAUAUUAUGAAGGGGAAUUUACCAAGCAGAAGGUACCUGGCAAGCUCGCUCUAAAAUCAAGCUUCGGGCAAUUUCGAACCGAAGACGGUCUUCAAUUUAUCAUAGAUCCAAGUAUGGCUAUCUAUAGGCAUUCAUCUCCUGACAUAUACUUUGCAGAUCACCCAAUUACGCUAUCGAAGAAAACGACAUACUUUGAAGUAACAUUUAAUUUCUCGGAGGCUUAUUAUCGUGGGAUAGGAAAGGAUGGAAACGAUAUAGGAGAAGUGAAAGGAGGUCACGACGUCACUCCUUCGAAUGCCACAAACGAAAUUGACGAGGAACACUACUUCUCAGUAGGAGUCAUGUCAAAGGUGAGCCAGCUACUGCCUGGUGAAGGGGGCUAUAAACUAGGAAUCGAGUGCAGCUCCGAUGGCGCUAUAAGAACCAUCUUCACGCAUUCAAAGGGAGCCAAGUGCAUAUCGCAACUCUGGAAUACAGGAAGCGAGGAUGGAUACCGAACUGCGCGGAAGGCUGCCUUUGGAAUAUCUCCAACAGAACAUGACGGCAAGCAUGUCAUUGGAUGUGGAAUGAACUCUCUUGACCGUAUAAUCUUCUUUUCUGUAAACGGAAAAAUGUUACCGGCAUGGUUCUCAACAUCAAAAUCACUGCAGCUUCCUACCAUUACCCUCCGCGAUUGCGAUAUGUUCUUACACGGGUUUUCGGUUAACUUUGGAAGAACUAAGUUCGUUUUUGAAGACGCUAACGCACCAGACUGGGUGUGGGAUGGAGAAGUACCCGAAGUCGACGGGAUACACCUUAUACAUCGCCCGGACCAGGAUGGAAUUAUCAGAGACGGAGGCUUUAUGCUUCCGCGGUACCAUUGA